AUGCCUUUUCCGACUCUCCUUUCUAUUUCGGAGCGGCGCGCCCAGUACGCCCUCCGAAUAAGAAGCCACAGCCUUCCUGCGCUCACACCUAUCAUGAUCAGUGGGCGUAUGAGAUUUCCCACCUUCCCCACCCCUGCCAACCUCCGCCAUUUGGCGAUUAAUCGGCGUCCUAACCCCAACUUCAACUUCCGGGAUGACUUCACGCCCGAAAUCCCCAGCCAUGUCUCCCGUCAAGUUACAAGUGUUCCUGUCACGACAGAGGCUAUAGUCCCUAGCGAAGAGGUUCCUCUUGACGUGGCUGUUCUGAAGGACUUCAUUGUUCCCCAUUCUGGCCUUCAUCUGGUCAUCGAUCGUACUGGUGACCGCCUUUUCCCCUUCCGUGAUGCUUUCUCUGCAGACAUCUCGUCUCAUGUCACUAGCCAAGUCCCUUAUAUGGUGACGCCUGAGGUUGCAAAGCAUACCAUCAAGGGGAUCAUGAAUUCGAAGUUAGCAACAGACACCCUUCCCCGCAAAAAUGUCACAUUUGGCGAGGAUACAGUGUAUGAUGUUGUUGACCGCUGGGCUCCAAUCGAUCAGCCACAUCUUUCUCUCGCAAAAUUGGGUCGUACUCAACACCCUACAUCCGAGUACUUCAUGAAGUGCGAUUUGCUUCGUCCUUUCCGCACCAAGACUAAGCCGCGCAAGCCUCAUAAGGUUUCCUUCAGUCGUCAUGUGAAUAUGCAUGAAGCUGAAAACUGGAUUCACACCCUCGAAGGCUUUACCCACAUCCCCCAGCAGCAUAGCCGCAUGCAACACGAGGAGGAUGGGGAAUUUUUUAUUUCAUCUCCGGCGCAAACUCCCGCACAGAUAAUCCUUGUGAAGAAGACUAUUCAACAAAAGCACGCCGACUUUCUAGUGAACACUUGCCUGAGCUGCGUCAUUAUCGCUAGCUGUAGCGUCCUCUGGAACGUUGCAGACUGGUGGCUUUGUUAG
Messenger RNA from Penicillium taxi, 972 nucleotides. RefSeq lists its product as uncharacterized. The record is from RefSeq and is a predicted model, not a curated record. Lineage: Eukaryota; Fungi; Ascomycota; Eurotiomycetes; Eurotiales; Aspergillaceae. The coding region runs from base 1 to 972 and encodes 323 amino acids. The transcript has a single exon.